Molecule: messenger RNA, 3028 nt
Organism: Zootermopsis nevadensis
Lineage: Eukaryota; Metazoa; Arthropoda; Insecta; Blattodea; Termopsidae
Product: putative peptidyl-prolyl cis-trans isomerase dodo
Cellular component (GO): cytosol; nucleus
Molecular function (GO): protein binding; peptidyl-prolyl cis-trans isomerase activity
Source: RefSeq, a predicted model, not a curated record
GUUGAUUUCCGGUUCAACAAUGGCGGAGGAAGAGUUACCGUCUGGGUGGGAAAAGCGUUUAAGCAGGUCUACUGGUCAGCACUAUUACCUGAACGUGUACACAAAGGAGAGCCAGUGGGAUCGUCCAGAAAAGCCAGCGGAGCCUGUGUCCAGUGGUGGACCAGACCAGGUCCAGUGUAGUCAUCUACUGGUGAAGCAUCAGAAUUCUCGGCGACCGUCGUCGUGGCGGGAGGAUGAAAUAACUCGCACCAAAGAAGAUGCUUUGGACCUGGUGAAGACCUACCGAGAGCAGAUCGUCUCUGGCCGGGCCUCCUUCGCCGAACUGGCACAGAAGUUCUCGGACUGCAGUUCUGCCCGUCGAGGCGGAGACCUUGGUCCCUUCGGGCGGGGCGCCAUGCAGAGACCAUUUGAACAGGCGGCAUUUGCCCUGAAAGUGGGGGAGCUCAGCGAGCCUGUGACCACUGACUCGGGCGUUCACAUCAUUCUGCGCACUGCUUAAGUUGCCACUUUAAACACCAGCGAUUCCAUUUUGACUGUGCUACACCACUGUUCCAUUCCAGCAGUCAGGAUUGUGAUAUUCUGCUUCCAAACUUUAGCUCAAUUCAUUGUUGUUCUGUUAAGUUAACAUAUUCUUUGGUCCACCAAUACGCAGGACUCAUGCUAUUGUUUUUUUUUUUUGUCCCAAACUGGUUGCUAGUGGCAAGCGAAACAUGGGCCGAGUCCUAUGUGCCUAUAGAUGCAUCCUGGCCAGGCUAAACCUCUUCCAUUUUGUGUUUAAUAUUUUUUUAUAUAGAGUUACAGCGAAGUAAGCGUAUGGAAGUUUCAUUAUCCAUUUCAACUAUUCUAACUUCAAUUUAUAUGAAUUUCAGAAAAGUACUGGAUAAUUAAGCUUCAUCUGUGAUGAGCGUGAGAUGGAACGUAGUUUUCUUGUGGCGUCACUGGGAUCUGAAGUUGGUGGUUCUGAAUUAAUAAAACUGUAAGCCAGUUUUUUCAUUCUAAGUAAAGAAAUGCAAUUGUGAGCAUCGUGUGUAUCGUCGCAAGAUCGACUUCUAUAUUCAAUGAAAUAUCAUCGCCGGACGCACAUGCCACUUCAUUGAGAGACCCGUGGGUUUACUCUCAAGACACAGAGAAUGGUGCCAUGAGAAGAACAUGAUUUCAGAUAUAAUGUUGAAUGCAGACGGGAGCCUCGCAAUUUGCCGGCCACACCAGAAGGUGCCAAGGGUCUAACACUUUUCCAUCGACAAUUUCCAGUCGGUUCCCAUGAAUAUUCCUUCGUCGAGAAGCACUUUCAUGCUAACAUUCGCUACACAGUCUGAGCUAGAAACAUAAUUAUUAAAUAAAGCAUAAAUAAAAGGUGUUAAUGCUAUUUUUACUCUUAUAGACUUCGUACGCUGUGCAAGAACUACCACACUCUUUUGUAUUUACUGCCGAGAGCUCUGUUCCGAAGAGGUGACAACAGAAAGUGUUAGCUGUGCGUUCCUCGAUAUGUAUUUGUUACCUGCGAUGUCAAACACGUCCAGAGGUUGAAACAGAGCGGAGCUUGUUUUUGGUGGAAACUUCUGUUUCUGGGUUGGGUACCAAAAAAUACACAGAAUUGAGUUUCGCCACGUGAUACAGUUCACUCUCGCAUACUUCCGAAGUUAAUCUGUGCAUAGCGAGCUUCGAAAUUGUUCUCUGACAACGUCCUUUAUUUUUAGACGUGCUCCUGUGUUUCGCACUGUGACAGUCAAUUCACGCCAUUAUCUUUUUCAAACGAGUCCUCAUAAUUUUACAUCUGCGACUUGUCUCGAUGUUCAUUUAUUGCUGACAAAAAUCUGUUGCCAGUCGACGUCCUCUCAAAAUGUACCAGUGACAAAGCUGAUCAACAGAUAUCACACUCUUGGAGGCAUAAAAUAUUUUCUCCUGGUAUUUUGCUAUAUAUUAAAUACACUGGAAACCGCAUAAAUAAAAUAUUAAAUGGUUAAUAAAAUCUUUUUUCUGUUGCGCUUAUUUAAAGAGCAGUUUUUUUUUAAAAGUGGAAUCUGAUUUGAAUGUAAUAAAAAAGAAAGUCACUGAUAUGAAUGAGCCAAAUGUGAUGUUUGAUGUGGAAUGCAGUACCUAAUUUUAAUUGACACUUUUAAUAUUUCUGGAUAAGAAGACAAAUUUGAAUGGACACAUCUUUGCUGUUACAAUCCUUUUUUCAUACACUUCGUAGAAAGAAUGAUUACGAUGUAAACUUGUGAAUGAUCUCAGAAGUAAAAAUGUAGUUUGAUAAGUUAUCAGUACUAUCAGUGACAGUAACACUGUCUCAAGCUUUUAGAGCAAACUUAUCACAACUUCACUCCUGGAACAGCAGAAGCAAUCGCACUGCAUGACCAGAGCCAGCAAAGAACAUUUCAUGAUGGCUUUUUGCUCAGUCCAUAACAGGUUUAAAAUUACAGCUGCAGUUAUAAUGAUAAACCAGAAAACUCAAAAUUGGACUGGAACUGUUCCAAAGUUGAUGUUCUUCUUAAAUUAGCCGACUUAGAUGUUACAGGAACUUCUUCAGUCAUAAACUCAAUGUUCUGCACCACACUUAGAAACAUCGCGCAAUCGGCGAGUCCUUGUCGGCUCGAGAAAUACGCCGUAGCCCGCUUGGCUCCUUUUCUCGGUCCCUCGAACAUUCUGUCCCCAAAAACGCCAUCACUACCGUAGCGAGAAACAAGUUAAUCACACACGGUGAAAAUGUUUGCGAGUUCUCGGUCAUACCCAUGUCAUCACACAAAUUCCUAAUUCCACAUUCUCACACGGCGUAACAUAGCAGCUAGAUUUUCUUGGCCUAAACCAAUUCUUAUUGCAGCAUCAAACUGAAUGACAGUAUAUUUUUUGUUGACAACAGUUUGUCAUGUAUUUAUUAUCAAAUAUAUGUUUUUCAUUUUGCAGGAUUACUGCGGUGUAAAGUGUCAGUUGUUAACAAUUAUUAUUAUAUGUUAUAGUAAAUAAAUGAGGAUGAAUAAGAUACUCUAUUACUGUAUAAUGUUCAAUAAAAUAUGAGGACAACAACAAAAUA